Messenger RNA from Sphaerodactylus townsendi, 8392 nucleotides. It is a transcript of the gene ALPK2, whose product is annotated as alpha kinase 2. Bases 73 to 6333 code for a protein of 2086 amino acids. Gene Ontology annotation, biological process: protein phosphorylation. The record is from RefSeq and is a predicted model, not a curated record. NCBI's taxonomy places the organism in Eukaryota, Metazoa, Chordata, Lepidosauria, Squamata, Sphaerodactylidae. Gene Ontology annotation, molecular function: ATP binding; protein serine/threonine kinase activity. The transcript is spliced from 13 exons.
CAUCUGUCUUUUCUCUGUCAUGCCAGCCCUUCUACAAAAAGAAUUCCACCGUGACCAUCACUGUGAUGCUGAAUGAUGUUGACCUCAGAAUCAUCCGCUGGGAAGAGCUCCCCAUAUUUCGAGUCCCGUUUGUCUUCGCAAUCUGUGCCAGAAAAUGGGGAUGCUACAUUCACUUGCAAGAUAACUGGCAACCCGAAACCAAACAUCACCUGGUGCAAGAAUGGGCGAGAUAUCAACGAACUGGAGGACUUUUCCGGCUAUGAAAUCAGGGAUGAUAACCCAAUUCAUACUUUACAUCUAUUCAGGUGCUCCGAGGAACAAGCUGGCGUUUAUCGAAUUGUGGCUAGUAACUAUUUGGGAAGAGUUCAGUCUUCAGCUUUCCUUAAGGUGACGCCUGUUCCCAAAUCAGAAGCGUACGCAACAUUGCACGAUGAUCCUGAAAACGAUGUCAGAAUUGGCGCAGCAAGCGACAUUACUGUGUAUCGUUGGGAAAGUUCUAAUCAAGCUACAGAGGAUAAAGACGGCAAAGUAGAAAACGAUUCAGCCCACGAGAGCUGUUUCUCAUCAGAAUCUCCAUCACCUGAAUUCAAUAGUUUAUCUACUGAACAAACCGGAUUUUCCCACCCAACGGAACAUGGGAUUUGUCCUGCAGUAGAAAAUCAGCACGGUUUAGACGGCAAUGCGUGUGAAAAUCAAUGUGCAGUAGAAAAUCAGCACGGUUUAGACGACAAUGUGUGUGAAAAUCAAUGUGCAGUAGAAAAUCAGCACGGUUUAGGCAACAAUGUGUGUGCUGAAAGUGUGCUCAGUCCAGAGGAAAACGAUGAAAGAAUUUUGGACGUGACCCCCGAUACCUCUGACCUCUAUAUCUGUGACAGCCUUGAAAUUACUACGGAUUGUACCAAGAGAGAAAUGUCUCAGGGCUGUGCUGAGAGUGAGGUGGGUUCAGUCAGCGGCUCACAAGUGGAUUCCAAACCAGCAAGUCAAAUCAAUGAUCAUGCGGACAGCUGUUCCUUUAAUACUGAAGACUUAGUUGCUUGUCAGACGACCAAAUAUGCCAAGACACAUGAAGAGAUUUGCCUCAGCAAAGUUCUGAGAAAAGACCAACUGUCCCUGAGUCAUACAAGAGCACCUCAAGAAAACCAGUCCCGCUGUCUAGGGGAUCCCUCUAAAAAUGCCGACAAUGAUUUUGAGAUUCUUCCCGGCAGAACCUUUAUUACAGCUGAUGAGUCUUCCGGCAACGACCGCCUUGAAGACCACAAAUGUUCUGACGUGAUGACAGAGGAGAUGUACGAAGGGUGGGAAAGGAAGCUGGAGUUUCUGCUGGAGAGCGAUGAGGAAGGUGAAUCAAAGCUGGGCGACGAUUGUGACGGGUGCGCUUAUUUCCUCGGUGAAAUGCCUCGCCUGUUUCAAGUGUCGGAUAACACCGUGCCUAUGGAUGCCACCAUUGGCUUCUGUGGUCAUCCGUCAAAAUCCAAAGAAGUAGCUGUCAGGAGUUACCUCACUGCAUGCAAUCCAUCACUCUUGCCACCAGGAAUUACUCUAACUGUUGGGAAACAGCAAAGCGAAGCUCCCGCCACCAAAGACAAAGAGAAGUACAAGCAGCCUGUGGCUCCCAUGGCGAUUGAAAAUGAUUAUCCUAGAAUCGAAGAGCGAAACAGCAGCGACAGCCAAUCCACUGAAGAUUCUUCUGCGAACAGAUCCCAGAGCAUGGCAAAUGAACUUCUGGGGAUGGAGCCCGCUUCUUGCGGUAUGAGCAGCUCCACCGUGGCCGCAGAGAAACCAGAUGUGGACAGAAACGUCUCUCAGAAAAACUCGCAAAAGUUUGCAAAAGUAAGGGAGAAAGGGAGCAAAGGAGAAGACAAAUAUGACGCGGCGGGUCUGACGAAGGCAUCGAAGCGCCCUCUAAAUAAAUUGCACCCCAAAGAGCUUCACACCUCCAAAAGUCGCACCAUUCAAGAGAAAAGAAAUUGUUUAGAUUCUGCUGCGCGGCUUCAUGGAUAUAACCGCAGCGAUCCAAAUGAAGCAGACCAGGAUCCGGCCAGUUCUUCAACCCAUUGCAGCUUAUUGCAGGGCAAAGGAGGAGAUGAAAGAAGCUCUGAGGAAGGCAAAUGGAUUAUAGAUCUGUCUGAAAGAGACCAGUUGCCAAAUGAAAAUGCUGCACUUAUGGUAAAGCUGCAAGAAACUGAGGCUGCAGCUGCAGUGCCCGUCGGCAAAGAGCUAGCGCUGUUUAUAACAGAACCUGAGACAGAUGACGGAGCUGUUUCCACGUCUUCUUCUCCUGCGAAAAGUAUCUCAGGGCAUGCUAAAAACCCAGCUUUGAAGGAGGUCAGUGGCGAAAAUGGCUUUCAAAUGGAGAAUGAACUAUUGGAAAUCCCCACAAGCCUUUAUCUACCACACCGGACUUGCGCGGUUGACCAAUGGGAGUCAAGUGGGGCUCAAACUCUUCAAGUCAUAACCACGGGCAAUACAGUAAGCCACAAUGUAUUACUUGAUACACUGGAUCACAGCCCUUCCAUUUCUCAUCUAGAAGGCUUGCGUGACAUUCUGACUCCUGGAAUUGUCCCUAUUAGGCAAACAGAAAGAGGAAUAGUAUGUGUAACUAGACCUCACGAGGACAAUGAGCUAAAAACAAUCCAUGACUCUCCCUGUAUGGAACAUCUAUCCAAAGUGGAUUUCCCGACAACCUUGGAAUGCUCAGAACCCGAGUCUAGAGAAACUGACUUAUCACUGAUGCAUGAGCAGUUACGGACUUUUCUUUAUGAGGAAGAAGGCUGGGACUGUGACUUCACUUGCACAAGCAGGGAGGUUAAGAGUUUAGCAGCUGGAUCCAACCCUGCCAAGGGGGCCGAAGGACUGAAUGUCACUGGAGAUGUAAGCACGGAGCAUCAGGCCGUGCCAGGACAUUUAACAGAAGAUAAUCAGCUUGUCACCGAGUUGGCAUCUGCACUUGAAAUGGUAAUGGGAGGCUACACAGAUUGCAACAGCCUGCUCAAAACAGAUGGAACAGGCGGUGAUGUGUCUAUGAGCCAGAGCUCUCUUGCUCUACCUGUGGAAACAGAUGUCAUGCGUCUAGGUGCUUCCUUUGAACACAGCACAGAAAAGCCAUCUGUUCCUCUUUCACGCGGCAAUCUCUUUGAUGCAGAAAUAUACCUGGAGGAUAAUCAAAGGCAGACACGGUCAGGCAAUGAUGGACCUAUUCCAAAAUCUGCUUCUCAGGGAGGAAAGGUCAUGAUUGAUAACGUGUCCUCAUCUCACACCACAGAACCCCCCCUAUCUGUGGCUUAUAUAGAAGCUCUAGAAAUAGUUCUGCUGAGUGUGGGUCAGAAAAUGUUAGUGGAGGGAGCCACUGAUUACUUCGGUGAGUCACCUGAUACCGAACAAGAUUUUUAUUAUGUAGACUGGGCCACUGAAAAGCAGUCCAAUGAGACCCCUGCUAGAAAUUCUCACAUUGCAGCAUGCCAGUCAAGAAUAGAAGAUGGUGCCAAUUCCACCCAGCUCUCACCGGAAGAGUAUUCGUCUACUAAUUUUUCUGACAAAAAUGUGGAUCAAUUGACAAGCGAAGGACGUUCUUCAAUUACUGCAAUUGAUAAAAGCACGGAAGAGAAUUUUCAGGAGAAAGGAACUGAGUUAACGAAUGCUCAGAGCGGUGGCAAUUGUGGCACUAAUGAUGUUUUGACAGGUAAUAAUAAUGAAGAUUUUCAAGCUGCACCCCAUGCAGGGAAUUAUAGCUACCACAUGCUAGAACAUAAUUUAGUUCUAGACAUUUCCUCUAUAAUCGAGUGGGAUGAGCCAGAAGAUGCUGAUAUAUAUGAAGCAGUGUUCAAAACAUCCUAUGAAGGUAAAUUCCUAUCUGAAGGUCCAUUAGGAAGCAACCAGAAUGAGGGAAACAGUGUAAGCCAAGAAACAAGGGACUGUACAGCGACUCCAGGGGAAAUUAUUCCAGAAUCAGGAACUGUCUUGGAGACACUACUGCCAGAUUCUCAACAAAGAAUAUCAGGGGGGAAGCCUAGCAUUGCCGAUACUGUUUGUGCAGUUGAGAAAGUAAUGAGAAUGGAUAUUACAGGCUUUACACCUGAUUCUAAAAAUACAAUAGCUGGUAUUAUCAAAAAUGAGUGUACCAGUUCAGGUCAGGUCACCCUGGAUGCUAGCAAUAUAGUAGGCAUUGUUUGCAGUCAAGAGGCAAAUCAAGAAGGUAUGAAUGAAGAGCGUAGCAUGAAAACCUCGGAGGCAGAAUCCUCUAAGGCUGAAAGCCUAAUGCCAACUGAAUCCAUGCAGAGUAAAGUUGAGAAGGGCAUGAGUGAACAAACACCUGAACUGAGGCAAGAUCAGUAUCAGCGGGUAGGAGAAGAGAAGGAGAUCCAAAUAGUUCACUAUGAGAGAGAUACAGGGGAAAGAGAAACGUCCAUUCCUUUUGACUAUGGAGAGACUGAAGUGGAGCCUUACAUGCGAGCCCUAAUGGAUCCUGAAGAACAAAUUUGGCUUGGUAGCGUUGAACUGGAACAGAAAGAGCACCAAAACCUGCAAGAAGGAAAACAGACCCAAAUAACCCCUUGUGAAAGGGACACUAGGGAUCAUCAAGAGUCCCUUGAGUGUGACUUAGAUGAAGCGGAAGUUGAGCCUUACAUGAGGGUGUUGCUGACUUUAGACCAGAUUCAUUCCUGGCAUGAAAGUAUAAACUAUUUGUGCCCUUCUGGUGAGCACACUGGAGUGUCUAAAGAGGAAUAUGUAGGGACAUCUACAAGUGACAGUGGAGACGGUAUGUUCACAGCUGAUGAGAAUAAAAAUCUAAAGACCCCAGAGCUUGAAAUGAAGGCCCCGGGCAGUGUUGCGCCCUGUGCCUGUGAGUAUUCCAAGGUCAAGCUCCUGCAAAGCAGACUUCUGUCACGUGCAUCAGCAGAACCUCCAGAUGAUCCACGUGCCUUAAAAGAAGAGAGGGCAACGUUGCAAGAGACAUCCAAGCUCUGCAAGGCACCCCAGAGUAGCCCCGAGGACGUGAAGCGUAAGCAAGAAACUGUAAAGAAGAAGACGGUGUCAAAGGUUCAAGUUAAGAAGCCACGCCUUGGAGCGAAAGAAAAUGCUGGCAUCAACGCCAGUGGUGGGAAAAAAGUCUCCAAAGCGGAGGCAGGUCAGAGAGAGCAACGGAAACCACCAUCAGAAAUAGACAGCAAAGCCCCCAAACUGCUGAAGAAUAUCCAAGCAGAAUUGUUCCCUGAUUGCUCUGGAAAUAUCAAAUUAUGCUGCCAGUUUAUGGAAAUUCAUGAAGAUGCAGUUAUUACGUGGACUAAAGACUCUCAACUACUUGCUCGAGUGCAGAGAAGUGCAGGAGAUGAGUUUCCUGUAUCCUUGGCAAUAGUUCAAGCUGGUAAGAAAGAUCAAGGAAUAUACUGCUGCUGCUUGAAAAAUGCGUACGGAAAGGCCACUGCGGAUUUCAACCUGACCUCGGAAGUCCUGGAGCAUCUUUCAAGUUUUCAAGAUGUCGAAGGCUUGGAAGAAAUUGAAUUCUUGCAGCUGAUGUUCAGAGAAGAUUUCAUCUGCGACAGUUACUUCAGUAACAGUCUGCAUGGCAGAAUCACAACGGAAGAGCUACAUUUUGGGGAAGGAGUGCACCGGAAGGCUUUCCGAAGCAAAGUCAUGCAGGGCUUAGUGCCGGUGUUCAGCCCCGGUCACCUUUGCGUUCUGAAAGUGCACAACGCCAUUGCCUAUGGGACCAAGAACAACGACGAACUUGUUAAAAAGAAUUACAAAUUGGCGUUGCAGGAAUGCUACAUUCAGAACACAGCAAGAGAAUAUGCCAAGAUUUAUGCUGCUGAAGCCACACAAUUAGAAAGUUUCGGAGAGGUGCCUGAAAUCAUUCCCAUUUUCCUGAUCCAUCGGCCCAACAGUAACAUCCCAUACGCCACCGUGGAAGAGGAGCUAAUUGGAGACUUUGUGAAAUACUCUGUCAAGGAUGGGAAAGAAAUCAGUUUCAUGAGGAGAGAUUCAGAAGCCGGGCAAAAGUGUUGUACCUUCCAGCACUGGGUGUACGAAAGAACUGGAGGCGGUUUGCUUAUCACUGAUAUGCAAGGUGUAGGAAUGAAACUAACCGACGUUGGCAUAGCAACCUUGGCCAAAGGGUACAAGGGUUUCAAAGGCAACUGCUCCAUCUCAUUUAUCGAUCAAUUUAAGGCUCUCCACCAGUGCAAUAAAUACUGCGAGAUGCUGGGACUGAAACCCCUUCAAACCAGCUGUCAGAAACCAAGGAAGCCAGCCGUCCCCAAACCCAAGGCACAACAGCCAAGCUCAAGCAUUGUAAAGAAAACUGGAGUCAGUGCACAGGCUGCCAAGAAAACAUAGGAGAUUUCUUACCUUACAAAGGGGGGGGGGGGAAUCCAGUCAUCCUCACCUUUCCAGUACGCCCUGUGCUCUUCUAGUAUUGAGCACUGCAGUAAUCCUCCGAGCAUUCAACGUUAGAUGAGUAGCCAUAACUCUCACAAAGGAAGUUGCAGAAUGGAUAGUUUAGUGGUCCCAAACAGACUGCCCAAAGUAGGAUACCGGGGCAGGAAUCGGCAUCCCAUUGCCAAGUGUGGUUAACAGAAUCACGUGUGCGGGAUGUGUAAGUGGAUCAGGGUGUGUAUGUGUAUUUACACACUAUCUCUUGCAGAUAAUGCAGAAGUGUGGUCUUUGGGGGAUUUGUAGUAAGUAGGUUUUACCCACUCUGGCCUGGGUAGCUCCAGGCAAGCCUGAUCUCUGCAGAUCUCAGAAGCUAAGCAGGGUUGACUUUGGUUAUUAUUUGGAUAGGUGACCGCAAAGGAAUGCCAGGUUGUGACAGAGAGGCAGGCAGUUAAAAGCCACCCUCUGAACAUCUCUUGCCUUGACAACCCUAUGGGGUCCUCCGUAGGUCAGCUGUGACUUGAUGUUAUAUAGGUAAACAAAAAGGUUUUUGUCCACAAAAUUCAGCUGCUGAACAUCCCUGUAGCUGUGAGAUGAAAAGUACACAUUGCACAUGGUAGAUUGCCCAGAGGGUUACGUGUGAACCCGCUACGCCUGCAUCUUGACUCAAGAGGAAAAGAUUACUACUUCUCCUUCGAGACGUUUACGAAUGUUUGCUCCUUUAGCUGCCGUACAAGAUAACAGAUGGGACAGUGAACAAGGAAAGUGACAUUGAAAUUGCUGUGGACCGUAGACCAGCAUUUAAUGGAGUUUGCACUGCUAUUCAAUAUGGACAAUUAUUGUCGAAGAUGUGUUAGAGCAUAGAACACUAUAGAUAAGCUGGGGGGGGGGCUGCCUGUUUUGCACGUGACCCUCUGUCCCCUCGUUGUCCCAGCCUUAGAAGCCCCCCCCCACACACACACACACCCUUGUGGAAAAACAAGGCUUGCCUUCAACCCAAACUCAUGCCUCUUGUCAGAUAAUACGUGACCUGCAACUCGUGUGUAAGAAAGAAAUCUUGGCACAGGGAUUGGUGGCCCCCUUGGUGGUGGCCUCAAGAGAAAGGAAUGCAAAUUGAUGGAGCAAGUGCCGCAUUGAUGUUAUCGUUGCAGGAAGGGAUGGGGAUACCUCUUGGGGAUAGAUGUUUCUUGUGUGGAUCUGUGCAGGCAUAUGUGGCUGUUAGAAAUUCGACACCACUUUUUAAAAAGAACCCACUGAUUGACGAGAACCAUUGUUUUCUUUGUACUUCCAUCCUCGUUAGACAUUUCCUACAUUUCCUCUGACAGUUUCCAGGUUAAUAGCACUGUAAUGGUUUUCUAUCUUAAUCAUUUGCACUGUAUUAAUAAUCCUCAUUAUAUGCUCACUCCUUGUAGGUUUUCUUUUUCCUUUUGUAUUUUUACUGAAAGCAAAGAUGUAGCUGGGUGGACAUUCUGGUAUUUUUCAUGGAGCUGUGCAAAGGAGCAGCAACUAUCUCUGAUUUUUCCCAUAACAAGUAUCAAUUCAACAUUGUCAGUUGCGUUUGUAUUUAUAGCAGUUAUUUCCUCGCCAAGCCCUGGAUUCUGUUAAGGAAAAUUUUCAACCUCUUUAAAAAUGUCAAGUACAUCAUGCUGUUGGAUUUGAGCCACAUGAAACUAGAGAGGACAAUAGUUUUUAAGGGGGUUAAAAGGGUUGCGCUGUGAUGUUGCCUACCGUGGCCAUACUGUACUUAUUUAUUGUGUCCCAUGGUCAUCAUAACAAAAACUUGCAGAAAAUGUUUACCAGAGACAACAGUGGUUUGGGAUUGCACGUCAUGGUUAUUGAAUACCCGUUCAUGAAGCCUUGGACUGUCUAAGUAACUAUACCCAUUUAUUACAAUGAAACAGGAGAUCAUGGCUAAAGAAUCCGCACAAACUAAAUAAAACAUUGUGAGGCAGGAAAUGAAACGUUUCCUCCAUGGAGUUCUGCAUGGUUUUUUAGCCCAAAAUGUUUUAUUUCCUGCCUGAAA